This is a messenger RNA of Acanthosepion pharaonis, 630 nucleotides long. Lineage: Eukaryota; Metazoa; Mollusca; Cephalopoda; Sepiida; Sepiidae. The record is from the annotation of a GenBank genome assembly.
AUGCGCUUUCUGUGGCGUGAAUUCCAAGUUCACGUUCCUACGCUGGCCUAUCAGAGAAAUCCUUCAGUUCUGCCGAUCGGAUAUGUUCGUAUGCGCAUGCGUGAAGCAAUUUGGAGUCUUUUUACGACUAGCCUGGCCUUUGCCGGUGUCGAGCAUAUCUAUCUAUCUAUCUAUCUAUCUAUCUAUCUAUCUAUCUAUGUUACUAUCUAUCUAUCUCAACAUGUUGUUUUUCUAUCUAUCUAUCUAUCUAUCUAUCUAUCUAUCUUUUUCAGUCAGAUCUAUCUAUCUCUGUUACUAUCUAUCUAUCUCAACAUGUUGUUUUUCUAUCUAUCUAUCUAUCUAUCUAUCUAUCUUUUUCAGUCAGAUCUAUCUAUCUAUCUAUCUAUCUAUCUAUCUAUCUAUCUAUCUAUCUAUCUCAACAUGUUGUUUAUCUAUCUAUCUAUCUAUCUAUCUAUCUAUCUAUCUAUCUAUCUAUCUAUCUAUCUCAACAUGUUGUUUAUCUAUCUAUCUAUCUAUCUAUCUAUCUAUCUAUCUAUCUAUCUAUCUCAGCAUUAUAAAAAGUGGCUUUCUUCUGGCUUCCCUGCUAUAAUAACAAUUUUUGAAGAAGAUAUGAGCGUCUUUCUAUAUUGA